This is a messenger RNA of Hypoxylon trugodes, 1657 nucleotides long. Its product is annotated as fungal-specific transcription factor domain-containing protein. Bases 36 to 1571 code for a protein of 511 amino acids. The transcript is spliced from 3 exons. Gene Ontology annotation, biological process: positive regulation of transcription by RNA polymerase II. The record is from RefSeq and is a predicted model, not a curated record. Gene Ontology annotation, molecular function: transcription cis-regulatory region binding; zinc ion binding; DNA-binding transcription factor activity, RNA polymerase II-specific. Lineage: Eukaryota; Fungi; Ascomycota; Sordariomycetes; Xylariales; Hypoxylaceae. Gene Ontology annotation, cellular component: nucleus.
UAUACUCCGAAUUUUAUAGUCAUUAUUCUUUGACGAUGGGACCGCCGAUGCUUCCUUUGGGAUUUUCUUGUGUCCGCAUGGACGAUCAGCUGGAAUUCUCACCGAAUCCCUGUUGGACUUGCCGAAGGAGGCGUCUAAAAUGUGACGGCUGUCUUCCGACUUGCUUUAAAUGCAAGACAAAGGGCCGAGAAUGUCUCGGAUACGGCACCAACAAGCCAUUAGUUUGGGCCGGCCUAGAAAGUAGGGGAAAGAUGGUGCGCCAGUGCUUUGGGGAGCAGACGAUAGAGUCAUUGGCUAGAAAACAGCGACUUGCAUCCCUGAAUUUGCUGUUAAACAAGACAUUAACAGACCCGGCUUUUCAGGACCUAAGUCCUCGGGCGAGGCAUCAUAUUUCUUAUUAUAUUGACCGGUGUUGCCUUGAAUGCACUUUAUACGAGCCGGAGGCGCCAAAUGCGUUCAAACAGUUCCUCACUUUGAUGCCUGGUAAUCCGGUACUAAUCCAUAGCAUUUUAGCUGUCGCUGCCUCCCAUCAAGCGCGAGCAGUGGCUCAAUCAGCCGCUUCACCAUCUGAAAAUGGAAUUUCCAGACAAUUAGCUCUCAAUUGCACGGAAGUGACCAGAUUCAAGCCUCCCAAUGAUGCGUCUUCCGCUCAUUACUCAGACGCUUUGACCCAUUCAUCUAUAAGUCUUGGCGCUCUGAGAGAAGCCCUGGCAAAGACUGCCGAAACUUUGGAUGCGCUGAUCGCUGCGGUGAUCUUGUUAAUCUGGGUAGACGUAGUGGAUUCGGGAAAGUCGGCCUGGAAACAUCAUCUAGAGGGACUCAAGGUGUUACUUUCGUCGCAACGAGCGGAAUCGCGACCGAAUGCUACUUCGACACUCCAAACCUGGUUCGAGGAGACUUUUUCGAUUUUAUCAACCAUUGGUUCUACAUUCGAUCCCAGGCUGUUACCACUUCUUAAUAUUUUCUCACAAUCCGAAUUGGACCAAAUUCUGGGAGGUACAGAGUUACACAGCUGGAUUGGCUGUCCGGCCGACCUUCUCAGUACUUUGCAUACUUUCAACGCCACCGCAAUUACCAGCGAACCUCCGUCAUCGCAAGAUGUUACUAGGUGGUUUACUCGAAUACAGGAUUUCGAUACUGAGAAGUGGGCUGCAGAAUGUCCACUACCAGAAUCAGCACAAUCUCGGCGUUCGCUUGGCGAAGCCUGGAAAGGCGCCAUUGAAAUCUACGGUCGACGAGCCUUAAGCGGACGAUGCGCAGACUUCCAGGAAGUAUCUGAUCAAUUGGUUCAGAGCACACUAUCUCAUCUUAGUCAGAUCGAUCCUAACGAUACCCAUUUCAAGGGAACAGUCUGGCCAAUGUUCGUCGUAGGGGGCGAAGCUCGGACAGACGAACAACGCCAGGCUAUUUUAACUGCUUUUGGGCAUUUGCUCGAAUUCUCGCAUCUAUCGAUGUUUUACUUGGCGCUUGGCCAAUUGAAGAGGGCUUGGUCUCAUUCAACGCCAUACCCACCAGGAAGUUCUUGGAUACAUGAGAUUUGGGAACACGGCGAAGGCCUUCUACUCAUUUAAUGCAGCGAGUUUCUUGAGUUCCCCAAGCAGACGAGACCCUAAUUUAAUUACUCGGAGCCCGAGCGGAAGCAAUAUUUAAGAAAGAA